UCCAUUUUUAUUUAGAUAGAGAUAAAUUUUCAAAAUGGAUAUUUGGUGGCCACUCUGAUAUUGAACUAACAUUUAUGCCGUAGAAACGAAGAAUUUAAUACAAUAGAAUCUUGUUGUACUUGAUUAUUACUAGUCACUGACUAGCAUCUGGCACCCCUGCUUCCAUAGAGUUACCAGCUAAGGCCUUCAGCCAGUGCACACAUUUAGUACCACAUAUGGCUCUCUUUGUUUUCCCCCGCGCUCAUCUCCGACUUGCUGUGGUUGUUGCAUGUGUAAUAAAUUUUCCCCACUUCGAUUCAGCCCGUGAGCAGCGAUCCUUUCGUUGUGUUGAGCACACAGAUUAGAAGCGCCUCUGUACCCUCUCCACCCCCUGCUGCCCCUCUUGAUAGUUGAGCGCUGGUUUGGCGGCUGCCGGGAGAAUCGGACAUGCAGGCCACUUCGCGAGAGCGUCUGCCAACAUUCUUCCGUCAACACGCGUUCGGUUCGGACCUUCAUUUCGCGCGCGCCGGGAUUCCACGCGGCUUCUUCAACGGCCAUAAGGGAAGUCUGGGCUAGACCAGAAAGAACUACUUCAUCCUGCUUACUCUGGCUGUUCCUCCUGCUGGUGGGGAGUUGUGCAAGUUGUUUGAAAAUCAGUAGCCAAAAAGUGGAACGGGACUUAUUUUUAGGUGCCCAUUCAUGGGAAGAUAACAUUUUUCGACGUCUACGGCUAAUGACGUACGUGUGCGGCUAAACUAUUUUAGGUGCUAUUUUUUUCGGUUGGAUGCCCUAGAAAAGACUUGUGAGUGAGUGAAAUCGGACUAACGCCAAGUGCGUGCAAAACCAGAGACAAUUAUCCGCCGACAAACUCGGGAGUGGCGAAGAGUGUGCGCACCGGAGGAAACGUGAACAAAUCGAUAUUACUAGCUGCUGGCCGUUUUAGGAGGGAGAAGCAAUGGGGUACGACGAGGUGCUAACGCAUUUGGGCGGUUUUGGCCGGUAUCAGAAGAAAAUCUACGUUCUGCUGUGUCUACCGGCAAUUAGCUGUGCCUUCCACAAGCUCGCUGGAGUGUUUCUUUUGGCGACGCCAGACUAUCGGUGCCAAUUGCCGUUCGAAGCGGACAAUGUCACGUACCAACUUCCGCCGGAACUGAUGUCGAUGGCCUACCCUAUGGAUUCAUUCUCGAAAAAGUACUCCACGUGUACGUAUCUGGAUGCAAAUUUCACCGAUGAGUAUAUGAACGGAGGGACUCCGGCAAAGGAAGUGGCCAGCUGUGACCAUUGGAUCUAUGACAGGUCCAAGUUCGAGAGCAGUACGGUCACCGAAUGGGAUUUGGUGUGCGACCGCAAUUGGUUGCGAGCAUCAGCUGAUUCCCUGUUCAUGGUUGGAGUCAUGUUGGGCAGCAUCAUCUUUGGAUGGCUAUCGGACAAGUACGGUCGCAAGCCCAUAUUUUUCGCCUCGUUGGUUACCCAAGUGAUCUUCGGAGUUUUGGCUGGAAUUGCGCCGGAAUUCUUCACGUACACCAUAGCACGAAUUUUGGUCGGAGCAACGACCUCAGGGGUGUUCUUGGUGGCCUACGUAAUUGCUAUGGAGAUGGUUGGACCAAAAGACCGCCUCUACGCCGGAGUUGUAUGCAUGAUGUUCUUCUCGGUGGGUUAUAUGCUGACGGCAGGCUUCGCUUACUUCAUCCACGAUUGGCGUACGCUUCAGAUUGCGCUUACUUUGCCCGGAAUCCUGUUCAUGACCUACUGGUGGUUGAUCCCAGAAUCUUCUCGGUGGCUAAUUUCCAACAACCGCCCAUCGGAAGCAAUCACCCUUAUUAAAAAAGUCGCCAAAUCCAACAAAGUCACCGUUCCGGAAGAUGUUCUGGAUAAGUUGGUUGAAGAGGACAAAGCCGCAUUGGAAUCCGACAAGAACGAACCCAAACCGUCGUUGAUCGAUGUCUUCAAACAUCCGAAUCUCCGCCGUAAAGCCCUACUGAUCUUCUUCGAUUGGUUCGUCAACAGUGGCACGUACUACGGACUGUCCUGGAACACCAACAAUCUCGGUGGAAAUCCGUUGCUCAACUUCGUGAUCAGUGGUUUUGUGGAAAUCCCGGCUUACAGUUUCCUUUUGCUAACCCUGAACCGUUGGGGUCGUCGUACCAUCCUGUGUGGUUGCAUGAUCUUCGCCGGUGUGAUGCUGCUAUCGACGAUGCUCGUCCCGAGCAAUAUGCCAUGGCUUAUAGUUGUGUUGGCCAUGCUCGGCAAAUUGGCCAUCACUUCCAGUUACGGAACGGUGUAUGUCUUUUCCGCCGAACAGUUCCCCACCGUCAUCCGGAAUGUGGCCCUUGGGGCUGCCUCAACAUCCGCCCGAGUCGGAGGCAUCCUGGCGCCGUACUUCAAUCUUUUGGGCGACUACUGGAAACCGCUGCCGCUGUUGAUCUUCGGUGCCAUGGCGUUCGCCGGAGGUCUCCUGUCGUUGAUGCUGCCGGAAACGCACAACCAGAAGCUACCGGAAACGAUUGCCGAUGGGGAAAACUUUGGCAAGGUGAAAGUCAUGCCCGGCGAAGAGGGUCGCCGGGGGGACGUGGAGAACAAGACUGCCGAAGAGAUGCAGGUGCUGAAUGCUGCCCACCUGAAUGGGGACGCACCUCGCUCCGUGGUGGAGAAUGCUAACGAGAAGCGAGCUGCGAAUGAUGAGGACGAGUAGGAGCAGUUGUACGAAAGAUGACAAGUAGGGCAGCCCGCGAGGUGCCAAGUAUUACGUAUCUCUUAGGAACUAUUGAUAGAUAGAUGUCUGUGUGUUUGUGUACGCUAGGCUAGGUGUAGAUUAUUUAUGUAAACUAAAAUUCAAUCAGAACGCAGAUUGAUCGGUUCUUCAAGUGGAAGUUUUGGAGUGGCUAUCGUUUCGCAAUGUAUUAGCUCUCAAGCUUGGGGUGGAAAAGAGCGACAGGUAGAGGAGGAUAGGAAGCGUUUCAACGUAGAUUUUCCCUCGUCUCGGCAUGAUUGGUUGGUGGGCAUAUCGUACGAUGGUUUUCGAUUUCCAUCUCUACCUCCAUUAUUGUGGUCGUCAUUCUCUCUCCCGAGUCAGAUGCCAAUGAAUGAUGGGUGGUUGUUGCUGACUGCCGGCAGUGUCGGUUAGUCGUGCCGGUAUUCAGGGGAGGAACUGCCGGUCUCUUUUUCAGAGUUGUUGCAUUCUGGCACGAUAAUUGCGACAUGCCGGUCUGUGGAAAGCGAGUUUUUUUUCAUAUUUCUCUUUUGUGCUUGUUGUGCAGAAAAUGGGCUGAUAUUUGUGAUUAUGAUUUGCCCACCUGGGAUGAAAGAGGUACCUAAAUGAGGUAAAAGCUUUGUACUUUGAAGAUGUAAGAUGUUAAGGGGCAAUCGCAGAUGAUUCUUCGAAGCAUUUUGAAAGUUAGUCUAGGUAAAACUCAAAAAUACCUUUGAGCAUGAAGUUUGUACUGCUUUGCGUAUAAUAAGUACACACUUUGAAUAAUUAUUCUGUCUUUUCUCAAUCAACUAAAAGGUCGGAUAAAAGGGCAUGUUUUAGAUUAAUCAGCUAAUUUUUUAAGUAAUUAAUCGAACUUUAUAAUCUACAUGAAGUUCGUUGAGGUUGCUUAUAUUUUCCUCUUCAAGUAGGUAAGACGUUCAAUUCAAUCUUUUUAUGAACUUUCUAGUUGUUGAUGCGUUUACGAGUUACUUUUCCGAGGAUCAAGUUCUGGUAAUAUCUAUAGUGUUCAGGGAAAAAGUUUCAUUUAAAAGCAGAUUUAACUAUGGAGUUCACUACUUAAGUUCAAUCCGAAUUUUGUAUCAAAAUUUAGCAUUUUUUCUAGGUGAAAGCGUUAAUAAAAUGCUAAAAACAACGGCCUUUAAUUUUUCAGUGAUAAUGACAUUGACAUGCAUAUUUGUAGCUACGGUCAAAAUGUUUGAAUUUAUAAUAAGUCGAAGAUUUAACCAACAUUUGAGAUUUUGAAGAAAUGCAAAGAGACAACCGCUAUUCCAAAAAAAAAAAAAAACAGUGAAUACUGCAUAUUACCAGAUCUUUAUCGGAAAUUGGUUUUAUGCGAUUGAGAGAGAAGUUGAUAUUAAUAUCAGUUCAUGUUCAAGGUCAAUAUCAAAGGUGAAAAUUUUGAGAAGUUGGUAGCAAUAAUUCAUAACUUAUUUAAUUUUCACCAAAUUAACUCUUUUUGUGGCAAUGGCGUCGCGGACCCUUUGAGAGUUCGUCUGUUGGUCUGAGGACCCCCGGUUGAGAAACGCUAAUUUAAGGUAUGGCUUCGAUUCAUCUUCAAUCUAAUGUUCUAUAAGUACUUCUAUUGAUUAUUUUCGCUUUUGUAUAAUGUGGUAAAAGCACAAAGAUACACUAUGUGCCAGAAAUUUGAGAAAAUUUUCAACCUGAAAGGAUCCUCGGCCUGCGGGGUUUGAAUCCUCGACCCUCAUCAUAGUCAUGAUGAAUAGCUGCUGAAAUACCGCUAUUGGAGAUUAAUGGGGCUUAAGAUUACAUAACUAUUAUCAAUGUGUACAAAUCGAGAGCUUAAUGUUUAAAACCAAUAACAGUGCCGGCCACGUUUUUGGUAAUCGUUGAAGGGAAGAAAACGGUUGUUAGACAACCAUUGUUAUCAUUGACCGAGAUUACCUCUGCAUCUCCACAGUUGUAAUGAAAAGGAUAUUGGGUUCGAGAUAUCUUGUAAUCUGGUGAUGCCAUCCAUGGUAUAUUGACGCGUAACCCGAUUCGCAAUAAUCCAAAUCCACGGAAGAAUCACCUAAGAAAUUUUUUGAUAAAUUUCUGGAGAUAUCCUAUAGAAAAACAGGAUGUAAUGGUGGUAUUAUUGAAAAUGUCCUGGAAGAACAUUUCGAAGGAGGUCCAAAGAUCGAAGACUCGCUGGAUGAAUUUCUGAAGAUUUAAGAUCUUUCUUGAGAUUUGUGCUUGGAAAGUCCUUGGAGGAAUCUCUGGUGUUAUUUUUGACGGUAUCUUUGAAAGAAGCUUGAUUUCUUGAAGGUAUACUGCCCAUAUUCGCAUAACAGUCCCAUGUCGACUUAUGAGCGAUUUGUGUAUUUUGCAUAAAUCAACUCAAUGUUGUCAAUGUUGAAGCUCAAAAAAAAAAUGGCAAAAAAGUAGCCUUUGUUCCUAGUUUGUACAAAAACAAACCCCACUUGUGUUGUUACAUAAGCUCUUGAAAGGAUCCUUUCAAAAUUACAUUUGGUUUAAACUAGAAUAUUCUUUGAACUAGAAUUUAUGAAAAAAUCUUUCGAUAAUUUCAAAAUACCUCUCGAAACUGCCUUUGAGAUUCCUUCAAAAAUUCCUCUAAUUUCACUUCAGAUUUUUUUUUAAAUGCUAAGAUUAUUCUAGGCUUCUUACAGGAAUUUAAUUCGACCUGAUGCAAGCAUUUUCUAUAAUUUAAUCAUCCCAUAGGCAUAGGAAUAAUUUUAGAUAUUAUUCACGAUUUCAUCGAAUAUCAUUUAUGAAUACUUCUAAGAACAUAAAUAAAAAUACGGAAACUAAAGAAAGUUUAUAAACAUAUUACUUUAUCGUUCUCAUAUUAUAAAUAUUUUUUCAUAACAAGUCCUGGUCAAAUUCUUUAAGAAAUGCCUGUAAAAUUUCUGAAAUAUUUCUAUAAAAAUAUUCAAAACACUUCUGGAUGAAAUUCAAUUUUAGGAAAAUCCCGGUUGAAACAUUCUAUGAAUUACACUUAAAUGAAUUCCAAGAAGAGCGUCGAGUCAAUUACUGAUGCUAUUUCGAUGGAAUUUCUAAAAAAAAAACUGAAAUGAAUUUUCAUGAUUUUUUUUAAGGAAUUUCGGUGUCCUAAGAGAAAUUUUAAGCAGUGUUGUGAAAAACUCAAUUUCUCACAACUCACGCUUGAGAUUUUCAUGCGUGAGUUGUCAAUCACGCAACUCAGCAGUCAAAAAAUCAUGGAUGAGUUGGCUCACAUUUUUCACUCAUUGUCUCGUAUUUCCACAGUUUACUCACAAACGGCAAUAAUUUCUUGUUAGUCUGGUAAAAUUAUAGUAAUCCUUUCUAUCGUAAACAACAACAUUCGGGUUUCAUGAGUUUUGGCCGGGUUUUGCGACUGAAUCAUUUUUUACGGUUUGAGUUGAUUGAGUUGAUUUGCAUCAAAAUAUCAAGCGUGAGAUUUGUGUAGUAGAUCUCUAAUGAGUUUGCUCUCACGGGAGAGCGUAUUGAUUGACAUUUGAGUGUGAGUCUAUCAACACUGAUUUUAAGAUAAUUCAACGGUCAUUUACAUCUAGGAUUCAGGUUGAUUCCGGUUGUCUUACUGGACAGAGCAAAAUGGCCGAUACGAAUCGAAUCAUCAGAUUUUUUCCAAUAAGUAAUUCUCCAAGACGCUAAAUGGACCCGUUACUCAAGACGCGUUUAGGACCUUUCUUUGCUUACUGUGAAAAGGUAGGGUGGAUAUCCUGCAUAGUUCAAUGUUUCAUGCUGGAAGAGUGCAGAGGCAGUGUAGAAAGGUCGUUUCGGUGCGAAACUUGAGAAUUGUGAGGGCCGGUCUUCUCCCCCUGAUAAACAAAAAAAAAA
This is a messenger RNA of Aedes aegypti (yellow fever mosquito), 6487 nucleotides long. RefSeq names its product organic cation transporter protein. Gene Ontology annotation, biological process: transmembrane transport. Gene Ontology annotation, cellular component: membrane. Lineage: Eukaryota; Metazoa; Arthropoda; Insecta; Diptera; Culicidae. Bases 935 to 2671 code for a protein of 578 amino acids. Gene Ontology annotation, molecular function: transmembrane transporter activity. The record is from RefSeq and is a predicted model, not a curated record. The transcript has a single exon.